AAUAUUAUUUUAAUUUUUUAUAUUAUUUUUAUACCAGCAUGGUUGGAUAAUGGCGAGUAGUUUUCUUUGUCCAAAACCGGAGUGUUUUCAUCUUUCCUUUACUACAUUCAAUCGUUUUUUAAACCACCUACGCGAUAAUCACAUUCAUGAGCCAGGGUUCAAAAUAAAAUGUCCAGUGCAGUCAUGCUUUCGCUCAUAUUCUGUUCUCUCCUCUCUAACUUCGCAUGUUUCCCGUAAACAUGGAAAGGAAAAAGUAAUAAAUGAUGACGUUGGUUCAAGAAAUCCCGAAAACGAUGCACUAAACCGAUUGGAUAAUACAAUCGAAUGUAUACCGAAGACACCCAAGACAGGAGAGGCUUUCUCAAAGAGACAUUUAGCUUUAUUUGCCCUAAAGACGCAAGAAUUAAAUCAACUAACUGACAGUACAACAAACAAGGUGAUAGAUAAUACAACAGAAUUACUCCAACAACACGAGGCCCAUGUUAAAGAAAAGAUUAGACUGUGUUUGGAUAAAAGUGGGAUUAAAAUCAGUGAUAUUGAUGGAUUGGGAGUUGUCAUGAACUUGGAACAAACACCCAACAUGGAAUUCCUGAAAUCCACUAAGAAUAGGAACAAUUAUAUAUCUCAAGAAUUUAAGAUAGUGAAUCCAAUUGAGAUAGUCCUUGGGGAGAAAUAUAUGUAUGAUGAGAAUACAACGAAUGGUUCAUCGAAAGUGAAAGUGCAUUCAUUCCAGUACAUAUCAUUCAUCCAGGUCCUUCAACAGCUGCUAAAUCAAAUUGAUGUUUACUCACAGAUUGAAAAUUCUCAUAGAAGUGUUGAUGGGAAAAUGAGGGACCUUUGUGAUGGUGCUGAUUUUGGAGUGGGCAAACAUCCACUUUUUUCCUUAAAUUAUAAGGCUAUCCAAUUAAUUUUAUAUUAUGAUGACUUCGAAGUUUCCAAUCCACUAGGAUCAAAAGCUGUUGUACAUAAAAUUGGUGCCUUCUAUUGGGUGUUAGGAAAUUUCCAUCCCAAGUAUAGAUCAUGCCUAAAAAAUUUGAAUCUUUUGAUUCUUUGUCCAGUCAAGUGGAUUAAGAUGUAUGGUAUGGAUAAAGUCCUCAGGCCAUUCAUGAGUGACCUUGCUAUGCUUGAAUCAGAACAUGGCGUACAACUCAAUAUAGCAAAUCAAAUUAUUCCAAUUAAAGGAACAUUAAGUGUAGUAAUUGCAGAUAACCUUGGUAGCAAUUCAAUUGGAGGUUUCAUGGAGAGUUUCAGUGCAAAUCGGCCGUGUAGGUUCUGUCUGGGCACAUCGGUGGAAUUUCAAGAAAGGUUUUCUGAAGAAUUAUUCACGAUGAGAUCCCGAGAAAAUUAUGCCAGGCAGGUGGAUUUGGUUUCCACUGAUCCAGAAUCAGCUUCUGUAUAUGGUGUAAAAAAGAACUCAGCCCUAAAUGCUUCUAAAUAUUUCCAUGUUGUUGAUGGACUUCCUUCUGAUAUCAUGCAUGAUAUCUUAGAAGGUGUACUUCCUUUCCAAAUUAAAGCGAUGUUGAGAAAAUUCAUCAUGGUGGAUAAAUUUUUCACACUUGAUCAGUUCAACCGCGCUUUCAGCAUUCCCAUAUGGUGUUUGUGA
This is a messenger RNA of Dendronephthya gigantea, 1603 nucleotides long. RefSeq lists its product as uncharacterized. NCBI's taxonomy places the organism in Eukaryota, Metazoa, Cnidaria, Anthozoa, Malacalcyonacea, Nephtheidae. The record is from RefSeq and is a predicted model, not a curated record. The coding region runs from base 50 to 1603 and encodes 517 amino acids. The transcript has 6 exons.